GGAGGAGAGGCAGGGCGGCUGAGCCCCGACGCUGCCCGCCCGUCCCUCGGUGCGAUCCGCUCCGCCGCCCACUGCUGCCCGGGGCUCUGCUGGCUGCCUUGGAAAUGUCCUUCCUACCUGACUUUGGCAUCUUCACUGUGGGCAUGUGGUCGGUUGGUCUCGGAGCCAUCGGUGCAGCCAUAACAGGGAUUGUGCUUGCCAACACUGACUUCUUUUUGUCCAAGGCAGAAAAAGCAACACUAGAAUUUUUGGAGGGGAUAGAGCUAAAAACUUUGGGGUCAGAGCCAAGAACAUUCAAAGCAGGUGAACUGUGGAAGAAGAAUGGUGCAGUGAUCAUGGCUGUGAGAAGACCUGGAUGUUUUUUGUGCAGAGAGGAGGCUUCUGAGCUUUCCUCUCUGAAACCUCAGCUGUCCAAGCUGGGUGUUCCUCUCUAUGCUGUUGUAAAAGAGAAGAUAGGGACCGAAGUUGAGGAUUUUCAGCAUUAUUUCAAAGGAGAAAUCUUCCUGGAUGAAAAGAGAAGCUUCUAUGGCCCACGCAAACGAAAAAUGAUGCUGUCAGGCUUCUUCCGCAUUGGAGUCUGGCAAAAUUUCUUCCGUGCUUGGAAAAAUGGUUAUAGUGGUAACCUGGAAGGAGAAGGGUUCACUCUGGGAGGAGUAUAUGUGAUUGGAGCAGGAAGACAGGGUAUUCUAUUGGAGCAUCGUGAGAAAGAAUUUGGUGACAAAGUCAGCCUUCCAUCUGUCCUUGAAGCUGCUGAGAAGAUACAGCCACAGGUUUCAUCAGCUGAAAAAUAGUUGCACGUUUUUCUGAUCACAGCUUGAAAUGUAGAACAUAUCUGUUUCUUGAAUGUGCAAUUUAAUUGCUUCUUAACUAUUUAGUGAUUAGUGCCGAAGAAAGGUUCACUUUUCAAAUAUAAUAACUGAUGAAAACCCUUUCAGAUUUUUUGUGGCUUUGCUGUCUUUCAGGUGGUCAGAGUUUCAGCUGACUUUUUGUGUCUGACUGUAUUAAUGAAAGGCUGGGUCUAAAAUCUGACAUAGCCUAGAUGUUUUCAGUCAGAGACAGUCAGUUGAAAGCCUGUCUACGUAGGGGAGCAAAACCUUGCUAAACCUGGAGAAAUUAACCUAAGGUUGAAGGGUAAUAAAAUUUUAUGUGGAUGAAAUAUCUUCACUCUUUUUUUUUUUUUCCUUAACACGUAAACACAUCUGUAUUUCUAAGAAAUCAUCUGGUCCAAUUCCUGUCUCUAUGCAGAACCACCCAAAAUUCAAACUCUAUAUUUAGGGGCAUUAUUUAAGUGCUGCUUGAACUCCAGCAGUUUGGUGUCCUGAUCACUUCCCUGGGAGUCUGUUCCAGUUUCUGACCACCCUCUUGGUGAAGAUCUUUUUCCUCAUAUACAACCUGAGCCUUCCCUGAUGCAGCUUCAUGCCUUUCCCUCAGGUCCUAAAUCUUGUCAGUCUAGAUAAGUCAAUCCUGACAAAAUCCUGUCAGUCUAGAUAAUUCAGAGAUUCUGCAUUCAAGGCAUUCUUUUGUAUUUUGAAUAACUACCACAUCUACCCAAGUGAGUUUCUUGUUAAUUAAAGGUUCUGAGAAUUCCAGCUGUUUGUGUGAUUGCCUGCGAGGAAGAUAGAAGACAUCUAAUGUUCUCUCCAGAAGAUAACUGUGAUAUGAGAGCGAGUUCCUUUUUGUGUUUGUGAUUCUAAAAAAUGGGAAACAGUAUGAAAAAAACAGACUAUGUAGAGCUUCCAUUUCUAAAUGUUCUGCAUCAAGUGUCCUAGAAUAUCCUUAACCAGCUGGCGUAUGUAUGAAAUAACUUUGGGUGGGGGAGAAAAAAUAUGGGCUGGAACAUAAUGAGAUAGCAAAAUAAUUAAACAAUUAAUGUUUUGUCCUGGCAGGAUACAAUUCAUACCUGUCAUUCUACUCUUCUGGCCUUAGAAUUUAUGAAACUUUGCUGCAUCAUUGAUACAGAAGGCAGGGAUUCUUUGUACCUCUGAAACUUUGGUAAUAAGCCUGUUAUUGUUAUUUUUGGUAUUAGUAUUAUUUUGUUAUAUUGUUAUUUUGCCUAGCCAUAUGUAUGGUCAUGCAUGGUGAUGACUAUAUGAAAACUAAAAGCUGAAACUUCACAAGCACUGAAGAGUGGUAUUGAUUUGUGUUAAAUCAGUUGUGCAAGUUCUGCAAUUGUGUCAUUAUGGGUAAAAUCCUGACUUAAAAUGUCUAAACAGACCUAAUUUUAACUAAUAUGCACUCUUCAUAGUUUUUUGUUCACUGUUGCCUGAAACAGCACUAGCAUUGAGGAUUUUGGGACAAAAUCUAUAUUCAUCUGUCUUCUUCCAUAUUUGUUUCACAAAAUCUAGUUAGAUGUUUAUGUGCAUGUUCUCAGUUGUACUGACUGUCUUGGUUAGUUUAGGUGCUUGAAUAAAAUAAGUGUCCUGGUGUUGUAUGAAGGUGUUUAGGUUAAAAGCAAAAAGCUUUAGUAUGGGGUUCUUAGUUUUUAGGUUUUCAGAACCUGAUGCUUGUGGUGGUGUUAAGGAGUUGAGACACUAAAUGACAGAGUGGAGAUGGGCUCCAAUGGAAUCCAGAGCAGCCAGAGAACUGCCAUGAGUUUGCCCCAAGAAGAAAAGAAUUCUCUGAAGGCUCUUUGUCCUGUUUUUGUAUUGUUUUAAGAAAGUACCCAUAACGUGAGUGCUCACCUAACAGUUGUCUUUGACAGGCAUGUUGUUAUUUGGAGUGCAGGUGGUAGGAAACACAAAAGAGAUGAUGGAAGAAAUACCUGAGAGCUGCUGUUUCUUACCGUGCAAGAUGCUACUAAUAAAAAGGAACUUACAACAGGAGCAGACUUCUGCAUCAGAACUCUUACUGAGUUUUGAGUUGUGCUUUAUUUGCAGUGGGAAUGGGAGGCUUUGUCUUUUGCAGAGGACAGAUGCUGCAAAAAGACAGGCAAGCAAGUACUGAGCUCAGAGAGAUCUGGAUUUCAGGCCUUGUUCCAGUGGCUGUUUACACAUUUUACAUAAACAGUCCUUGGAGUAUGGGCUGGAAGACAGAUAAAUUCCAAGAAAUGUCAUGUCAAGUACUUCAGAACUCGCUAAGCCAUGUACUUGAAGUUUUGUUGGAUGUGCAGUUGAAUUUCACCCUUUCUGGCAGAGUUUGCCUAUGGUUCUUUUGAGUCAAAGUCCCGAAGGUCUCUUAUGAGAUAAAAGCCACUGUGUUGCAGCCCUGCUGUUAUUCCAACAAAAAGGCUAUUGUUUUGUGGCCCUGGAAAUCAAGUCAGGAAACCACUAGGUCUAGCAUUUAGAACAUUUAGCCAAAGGGUAAUGGCUGUUAAGUAUGUACGUCACUAAUGCUAUAACAUGAUGAAGCAUACGCUUAAGCAUAGAAAUGGUUUCAGAACUGCAUGUUCUCUAUGCUCCAUCAGCAGAGGCAUGCAUACAGUAACCAUGUGAGACCUCCAAAUAUGGGAAUGUGCCUUCUGUCACUGUUAACAGCAGCAGUUCGUGUAAACAGCUGAAGGAACAGUGUUCUUCUGGAUUUGAAAGGUAUAUACAUUUACUCACAUGUCAAAAUUCUUUAACCACAUCUUUCAGAGGUCAGCAUAAAUUUGGAGAUACAAAAAGUACAAAUGACGUUUGAAAACGUUGAGAAUUAGCGAUUAAACUUUUUUUUAAUAAGCCAGCCUCGGGAUUAUUUGGAGUUGCCUCAUUCUUUCCGAACUCCACUUUGACAGAAUACAAAUGCAGAGGAGGGAAGAUACAUGGUGCCUUGGAGCAGUUAGUAAGGCUAUGAAAAGGGCAGUCUCAAGGAAAAUAAAGGGGCAGAGAACGGCAAGGGAGGAGCCAUUCAAUCGCAUGUGAAUUCCCAGUGACAGGUACUGUUCAAGGUCUGAAUGCCUGGUUUAAGAAAAUGUUUUCUUCUGUAAGUGUUGAUUAAAAAAUAGUAUUUUUAAUGUUGUUGAUUUUGUUGUGUCAACAGCUACCUCUGCUGGCCCUGUUCCUUACUCAUAUUUAAAGCUUUGAUGUUUUCUUCAUUUAACACAAGUAUACAGUAAGUCUUUUGUCAGUGCACCAAAUACAACAUCACAAUUGAACACUCAGUUGCUUACUGGAAAUUCUAAUGCUGGGAGCACUAGUAAUUGGAAACUUUCUUAUUCUGGGUUUGAACAAUAAAACUCUCCUGUAGUAUUUUCUUUUCAA
Lagopus leucura (white-tailed ptarmigan) is the source of this 4178-nucleotide messenger RNA. RefSeq names its product peroxiredoxin like 2A (gene PRXL2A). Lineage: Eukaryota; Metazoa; Chordata; Aves; Galliformes; Phasianidae. The record is from RefSeq and is a predicted model, not a curated record. The transcript is spliced from 6 exons. The coding region runs from base 105 to 791 and encodes 228 amino acids.